This is a messenger RNA of Neocloeon triangulifer, 4074 nucleotides long. RefSeq names its product AP-3 complex subunit delta-1 (gene garnet). Gene Ontology annotation, biological process: anterograde synaptic vesicle transport; synaptic vesicle membrane organization; neurotransmitter receptor transport, postsynaptic endosome to lysosome. The coding region runs from base 253 to 3840 and encodes 1195 amino acids. The transcript is spliced from 24 exons. NCBI's taxonomy places the organism in Eukaryota, Metazoa, Arthropoda, Insecta, Ephemeroptera, Baetidae. The record is from RefSeq and is a predicted model, not a curated record. Gene Ontology annotation, cellular component: membrane coat; presynaptic endosome; AP-3 adaptor complex.
UGUCAUUCGUCCUGAUCAUAUGAUCGACGGGAGCCGUGGUACCUUGAUACCUUCGGCUUUGGCGUUCCUCGAGACCUGAGCGAUCUGAAGACAAAUCGUCGGCUGCGUCCGAAUUCGCAAGCCUGACCGCGCUAGGUCGACGAGCUGGUCAUGUGAAAAGCGGUGCUGUUUCCGCACAGAGAGCAGUUUUCGCCCGCAGUUUGAGUUUGUUGACCUGCAGAGAGUCUGGUGCUCCUCUCAAGCGAGAGAACCAUGGCUCUGCGGAAGGUGAAGGGAAACCUUGAGCGGAUGUUCGACAAGAAUCUCACUGACCUGGUCAGAGGCAUCCGAAACAAUAAGGAAAAUGAGGCAAAGUUUAUAGCGCAAUGCAUCGAAGAAAUCAAGCAAGAGCUGAGACAAGAAAACAUAUCAGUCAAAGCGAAUGCUGUUGCCAAACUGACCUACCUGCAAAUGAUGGGUUACGACGUAAGUUGGGCUGGAUUCAACGUCAUCGAAGUCAUGAGCUCGACCAAGUUCACCUACAAAAGAAUUGGCUACCUCGCUGCCUCCCAAACCUUUCACCCUGACACAGGGCUUUUGAUGCUGACGACGAAUAUGGUGCGCAAAGACUUAAACAGCCAGAGUCAGUAUGAGGCCGGUCUGGCACUCUCCGGCCUUUCAUGCUUCAUCAGUCCUGACCUGGCUCGUGACCUGGCCAAUGACAUCAUGACCCUAUUGUCGUCGACUAGGCCGUAUCUUCGUAAAAAGGCCGUUCUCAUGAUGUACAAAGUGUUUCUUCGAUUUCCUGAAGCGCUCCGGCCAGCCUUUCCUCGGCUAAAAGAAAAACUGGAAGACCCUGAUUCUGGAGUGCAAUCGGCUGCAGUGAAUGUGGUUUGCGAACUGGCGCGAAAGAACCCGAAGAACUACCUGAGCUUGGCGCCCGUCUUCUUCAAGUUGAUGACCACCUCAACCAACAACUGGAUGCUCAUCAAGAUAAUCAAGCUGUUUGGCGCACUUACACCGCUAGAACCACGACUCGGAAAAAAGCUUAUUGAACCCCUCACCAACUUGAUCCACAGCACUUCAGCCAUGUCUCUCUUGUACGAGUGCAUUAACACAGUGAUAGCAGUUCUUAUCUCCAUAUCGAGCGGAAUGCCAAACCACAGUACCUCCAUUCAGCUUUGUGUCCAGAAACUUCGGAUUCUGAUCGAGGACUCUGACCAGAAUUUGAAAUAUCUUGGCCUCCUGGCUAUGUCGAAAAUCCUGAAGACCCACCCGAAAUCUGUUCAGUCCCACAAAGACUUGAUUUUGCAGUGCCUUGAUGACAAAGACGAGUCCAUAAGGCUGAGAGCUUUAGAUCUGUUAUACGGAAUGGUUUCCAAAAAGAAUUUGAUGGAAAUUGUGAAGAAGCUGAUGAUCCACAUGGACAAGGCUGAGGGCACCAGUUACAGAGAUGAACUGCUGUCCAAAAUUGUUGAGAUCUGCUCGCAAAACAACUACCAGCACAUAACCAACUUUGAAUGGUAUGUGAGUGUGCUGGUUGAACUAACGAGAAUGGAGGGCACAAAGCACGGACCAUUGGUGGCCAACCAGCUUUUGGACGUUGCGAUCCGAGUUUCAGCUAUUCGCAGCUUUGUCGUUGCCCAGAUGGCCCUGCUUCUUGACAACGCUCACUUCAUCACAGGCUUCUCUCAACGAGCAAGCAUGUGUGAAGUUUUGUAUGCAGCUGCAUGGAUCUGCGGAGAGUUUUCUGAGUUUUUGCCAGACACAAAGUCAACUCUGGAAGCCCUUCUCCGAGCUCGAGUCUCAUCCCUUCCGGGUCACAUCCAGGCUGUCUAUGUCCAGAACAUCAUGAAGCUCUACGGUCGACUGUUGACUGCAAACGUGGACGAUGCAAACAUCGACUCAGACAUGGUUGCUAAGUCGAUGGUUGAAGAAAUUUCUGAGCUCGUUGCUGGUCGUUUGCCUUCGUUUGUGGAAAGUAGCGAGUUAGAAGUGCAAGAAAGAGCUUCGGUUGCCCUACAGCUGGUCAAGUUUGUCCAGAAACAAAUGGGAAAAGGCCAGGCUGCUGGACUAGGAGCUGAAAUUGUUUCUCUGUUCGACGGAGAGCUCAACCCUGUGGCUCCAAAAGCGCAAAAGAAGGUGCAGGUGCCAGAAGGCUUGGAUUUGGAUGAGUGGAUAAAUGAACCCCCGCCGUCUGAGAGUUCCGACUCGGAACCUGAAAUAGAAAGGCCGAAUCUUUUUUCGGCAGGAAAUGCCGAAAAUUCUUAUUCUGAGUCAUAUCAAGGGGCAAAACCAGUUGAAUUGACUCAAGAAGAACUUCAAAAACAUCGAGAUGCGAGAAAGUUUGAGCAAGCGAGCAACCCUAACUACUUGAAGGGCGGCACUUCGGAAAGCAAGUCCAACUAUAUUGACGUCUCAGAAGUGCCUGUGGCUCAAUUAGAUCUUCCUGUUAGCCUGAAGAUUCCAGGCUUGGUUUCCUCUGACCAUUAUCUGAAGGAACAAAAGGAGAAGGUCACUAGCAAGAAAAAAGUAACAAAGAAGAAGAAAAAGUCAAAGAAGAGCAAAGAAUCGAGUGAUGAAGAAGAAUUGGCCACUCCCUUGCAUGUAGUCAACACUGACGUAGGUGAAAUGCCCGAGGGCGCUUCGUUGUCCGACGGCCAGGACGAUGAAAACAACGACUCCAAUGAUCCUCAUAGAGCUCUGGACAUCAAUCUAGACGAGCCAUUACGAGCAGAAGAGAAAUUGCCUGUUCGAAGUCACAGAGAAGCGCCACCAUCAAAGUUGGAAGUCGUGGGGUUGAAAGAUGAAGGCAGCAAGAAGAACAAAAAGAAAAGUUUGAAAAAGGAGGACAAGAAGGAAAAAACAAAGAAGAGUAAGAAGGAAAAAUCUGUUGUUAUGGACUUGAUCCAAAAUGGAGAACAUCCGAAUCCACCAGCAAAUGAGCCAAGCACUGAUUUCUGGCUGGAUCAUGCAGACUAUGAGGCAAUGCCCGACACUUCAAUGUCAAAAUCUCUGUUGGAAGAGCAAGAGAACGGAAAGACAAAGAAAAAGAGCUGCAAGUCCAAGGAGAAGACAAAGGACAAGAAAAAGCGAAAGGAGAAAAAUGUGAUCAAGUCUGAAGACACCGACUCUCUAGCCACUGACAUUGCCUCGUUGUCGGUAGAGCCAAGUUUUGUUCCCAACUUUGUCCAAGUUGCAAGCAACAAGGAUAAAACCGUUUCAAUUUCUACCCUUCCACAAUUGAGUGGCAGCCAACUGCUUAUAAGUGUCACAGUCAACAACACAACAGUUUCACCUCUACGAAGUGCCGAAAUUAGUUUUUCUAAAAAUGCUGACCUUGAGCUCAUUCCUGAUGGCUUGAAAACCACCGAAUUUGGCUCCUACCGUUUCCAGCAAGAGUUCCCUCCAGGCUGUUUAACAUUCCCAUUGCUUUUCAAUGUUGCGAAUGUCAACAGUGCCUACAACGUCAAAGCUACCGUUAUUUUUAAUUUAGAGUCCAACCAGGACAAAAUAGAUCUUGCGGUCAAUGUGCCGUCUGCACUUUUCCUGAAGCCAAUGCCAAUUUCUGGCUCUGAUUUUGCUGAAAAACUUGCUAGCGGUGAUAUGCAGCAUCUUACUUCUAAGAAAUUCCAAACUAAGAAGACUUUCAAAGAGGCCCUGGGUUUCUGCAUGGCUAUUUUCUGUCUGGUGGAGCAAAUAGGGGACACGGCGUCCCUGUCGGCGCAAACACCGAAGGGCCAGCAGGUCUUUUUACUACUAAAAUCACAGGGUGGAACAUUGAGUCUCGACGGAAAGAGUGACAACCAAGAACUGAUUGAGAACGUCGUCCAGUGGCUGCAGCAAGUUUUGUCUGCCUGAUCGAAUCCCAGAGGGAACAUCAACAAGCAUAUUAUCGAAUAUUCAAUUCUGGUGAUUAUAUAUGGACUUCACAUUCCACUUAACCAAAAUUGGUGACAAAGUGUAAGCGGAUCAAAAAUUGUGCAUUUUUGCCUGUUAUAUUACGCAGAUGGAGGGCACUCCAAAAAUUACUGACUAUUGAAGUAAACUAUGUGUUGUUGAUUGUAAUAAAAAUCAUGCAGUGCAAUAUUAAUA